This is a messenger RNA of Prorocentrum cordatum, 721 nucleotides long. The record is from the annotation of a GenBank genome assembly. Lineage: Eukaryota; Dinophyceae; Prorocentrales; Prorocentraceae.
GCUCGCGGGGGAGAGGCCGACGCUGCCGCGGCGGAAGGCCCCCCACCAGGCCGCUCCCAAGGACGACGUUGCGGAGGUCCUCGCCCGCAUCAAGCGCUUCGCCGCCCUCGCCCAGGCGGGGGGACACAUGGGCGACGCGGAGAAGGAUGACAUGCAGCGCUCGAAGACCGAGCUCGGCAACCUCAUGGCGAUGCGGCUGGAGAACUUCCCCAUCGUCAAGCGCCGCGCAGCCUGCUACCGCGACAUCAUGCGCCUUGAGGGUCUCGUGGUGGCGGCUGACCAGGACACCAUCACCACCAAGACCGACAUCGAGCGGCUCGAGGACCUCGCGGCGGCGCGGGCCUUCCUGGCCGACCUCGGCAAACAGGAGCUCCAGGGCGGCAAGGAGGCGGAGGUUACCCCAGUCCUCGAGAGCGUCGCCGCGAAGCUCGAGGGCCACCUCUGCGACCAGGGGCUGGGCGGCGCGGAGGCCGCCGAGAUCAGCCAGUUGUUCCCCCAGGCCAAGGACCGCCUCCUCCAGGACAUCUCGGAAGCCAAGACGCAGCGGCCCCGUGCCCCGCAGGUGGAGCCGCACGUCUUGCGCCUCGCGGUCGCGCGUGUCCCCGCGGCCGCAGUGCUCGCCGCGAAGAGGGCCAAGGUGGGCGACGGCGUCGACGAGCGCGGCACGGCCGAGGACGACGCCCGCUCAGCAGGCGAGCAGGCCCAGGGCGCGGGGGGCCAG